Drosophila willistoni is the source of this 2332-nucleotide messenger RNA. RefSeq names its product nicastrin (gene Nct). Gene Ontology annotation, cellular component: membrane. The coding region runs from base 65 to 2179 and encodes 704 amino acids. The record is from RefSeq and is a predicted model, not a curated record. Gene Ontology annotation, biological process: protein processing; Notch receptor processing. The transcript has 7 exons. Lineage: Eukaryota; Metazoa; Arthropoda; Insecta; Diptera; Drosophilidae.
UUUGCGGAAAAAUAAAUAAAUAUUAAAAUAUAUAUAAGUAAGGAAAUAGUUAAUUCUAGUUCAAAUGGAAAAGCCGAUCAAUUCAGCUACAAUAUGGCUGAUAUUGCUAAACUGUGCUUUGUUUGUCCAAGGCGAACGGACAAAGGAUAAGAUGUACCAACCAAUUCUGGGAGCUAGUUGUUUCCGGCGAUUAAAUGGAACACACCAGACUGGCUGUUCAUCCGCUUUCUCUGGUUCCGUGGGCGUUUUACAUUUGGUUAAUACGAAGGCGGAUUUGGAUUUCUUGCUCGACACUCCUCCAGCGCCACCAUAUGCACCAAUGAUACCACCUCAUUUGUUCACUAGAGACAAUUUGCUGCGCCUUAAACAAGCCGGGCCAGCUAAUAUAUCCGUGGUUCUGCUUAUCAAUAAACCUGAGCAGAUGACAACUUUUUCACACGAACUGAAUUGCCCGAAUCAGUACAGUGGCUUAUUGCGUCCCAAUAGCAUUGAAACUGUUACCUGUGACGCCAGGAAUCCAACCAACAGCUGGAAUCCUUGGGGUACGGGACUGCUUCACGAGGAUUUUCCUUUUCCCAUUUACUAUAUAGCAGAUCAGGAAGAAAUUGAAAAGCUGGAAACAUGCUUUAAGGACUUCAACUUAAACUAUACCACGCAUGCUGUACGGAGACUGUGCGCCGUGGAGGUCAAGUCGUUUAUGUCGGCAGCUGUCAACACGGAGGUGUGUAUGCGGCGUACGAAUUUCAUUAACAAUUUGAGUGGAAGCAAGUAUUGUGAUCCCUUGGAGGGACGCAAUGUCUUUGCUACGGUUUAUCCACGCAACUCACCCGAGAAUUUGGACGUGAAGAAAAAGCGUAAUGCAAAUCCCAAUGAGAAGUUCAUAUUGGUCACUUGUCGGUUGGACACAGCCAGCAUGUUUGAUGGCGUGGGUCUGGGAGCUAUGGAUUCAUUAAUGGGCUUGGCUAUAUUGACUCAAGUGGCUCAUUUUCUGCGCCAAACCUUGCCACCACAAGACUCCUUGCCCAAUCCCUAUCGGAAUGUACUCUUUGUGACAUUUAAUGGGGAAUCUUAUGACUAUAUUGGCUCCCAGCGCUUUGUCUAUGACUUGGAGAAUAAGGCUUUUCCCACACGUUCCACCCAAACAACGCCCAUAACGUUUGACAACAUUGAAUUCAUGUUGGACAUUGGCACCAUCGAUGACAUAGCCAACGUCAAGCUGCAUACUCUGAAAAGCACCGUGUUGGCUAAUAAGCUGCUGCAACAGAUCAAUAGCUAUGCAAAAUCGCCACAGUUCGGCUUCGGCCUGAAUAUACAAUCAGAUGUUAGUCAUCAUCUACCUCCUACAUCUGCCCAAUCCUUCCUGCGUCGUGAUGAAUCAUUCCCUGCAUUAAUCUUGAAUGGUGUGCCAGCCAACAAAUUUUAUCACUCCAUCUAUGAUGAUGUGGAUAACGUGGCAUUUAGAUAUGCCAAUACUAGUCAAGAUUUCACCACUCUGGUAGAUGUUAGUGAUGCCAAGGGCUUCCAGGCUGACUCGUUGCAAAUGAAAGUCCGAAACAUAUCAUCCAUUGUGGCCAUGGCUCUGUAUGAAUCAUUAACGAGUAAAACGUAUACGGGGAGCAAAGUGGCCAGUCCUUUAUUGGCCGACGAGUUCCUAUAUUGUUUUCUACAGUCAUCAGAUUGUCCACUCUUCAAGGCAUCCUCCUACCCAGACAGUCCCAGUGGUUUGCCGCUUCCACCUAUGCGCUAUAUCAGUGUUUUGGGGGGCUCUCAAGAGUCUUCGGGUUGGACAUAUCGCGUACUGGGCUAUCUUCUAUCCCAACCGCAAGUUAAUGUAACCAAAGAAAAUUGCACCAUUUUGCCAUUGCAGUAUUUUGCGGGCUUUAACGGUUCUGGUGAAUGUCGUCUUUCCACCCAAAAUUAUAGCUCAGCCCUGAGUCCAGCUUUUCUCAUCGACAAUUACGAUUGGAGCUCCGGUAAUUACUCUACAUGGACUGAAUCAACUUGGACCCAGUUUAGCGCCCGCAUCUUUCUGCGUCCGUCCAAUGUGCAUCAAGUGACCACUCUGACCAUUGGCAUUGUGGUGUUAAUCGUUUCCAUUUGCCUAGUAUACAUCAUCAAUUCUAGAUCGGAAGUGCUGUUUGAAGAUCUACCAGCUAGCAAUGCAGCAUUAUUUGGUUGAUGGCAGCUACUUAUGAUGGUUCCUAUAGUUUCCAUCUUCAUAACCAGCUAAAUCAUAAUCUGCAUGCAAAAAUUGUGCUCAACUUGAAUUCUUUUCUGCCUCUAACUUUUUGUGAAUUUUCCAGACUACCACGGCCCACAGCUUGUUAGUAAA